Messenger RNA from Lactuca sativa (garden lettuce), 369 nucleotides. The record is from RefSeq and is a predicted model, not a curated record. NCBI's taxonomy places the organism in Eukaryota, Viridiplantae, Streptophyta, Magnoliopsida, Asterales, Asteraceae.
AUGAUUUACCACAUCAGGCAGCAAUUGCAGAUUGCUUGGAGUCAUCAAAAGAGUUAUGUCGACCGAUGCCGAUCUGAGUUAGAGUUUCAGAUGUUACACUUGUUGUUUUCCAUUUUACUUUUCAUUGGAAAAUUUAGUAAACGUGUUUAUGAGCAUGGGGGCGGCGACGGUGCUAGGGGCAACGUUGGGGGCAGUGGUGGUGGUGGUGGUGUUCGCAACGGGGUGGCGUCGGUGGUAGUGAUUACUGACCAUGGUGGUGGCGACGACAAUUAUGGCAAUGGUAGUGAUGGCGACAACGGUAGUGGUGGUGCUAGUGAUGGGGUAGAUUGUGGUGGUGGUGGCGAUGGUGAUGAGAAUAAAAAAUCAUGA